Camponotus floridanus (Florida carpenter ant) is the source of this 5397-nucleotide messenger RNA. RefSeq lists its product as uncharacterized. Gene Ontology annotation, cellular component: plasma membrane. The record is from RefSeq and is a predicted model, not a curated record. Bases 830 to 3571 code for a protein of 913 amino acids. Lineage: Eukaryota; Metazoa; Arthropoda; Insecta; Hymenoptera; Formicidae. The transcript has 4 exons.
ACGCCAGAGAGUUUGCGCAAGCUUCGACCCGCCGCAGCUCCGAUCGGCGGACGUUAAGCCGCCAGCCACACGUUUCGAGCUUUCGUUCCGACCAGCAGUUGACUCGCAGCCAGGCUUGCAGCCUGACUGAAGCACGGCAGUGCUUUUCUUCUCGUGCCGUGUGUACCCUCUCGCCUCUCUCUUUUUUUUUUCUUCCCUUCUCGCGCGGUUCUCCUUCCCUCCCUUAUUUUCGUCCGAAUACACUCUCUUUGAUCUCCUCGAGAGUCUCGAUCGCACGCACUGUGUUAUGACGCGCCGAUGAUCUACGCGCUGCUUCCAGCAGCAGCAUCAGCGACGACAGUGCUCGUGUCCGACUGAAAUCAUCGUCCCUAGAAGUGGCUGCUGGUCGCCUCUUCGGGGGAUCCCCGAGUCGCGCGAGCAGCAUCCUCGGACGGGACGUUCGUCGGUGGUUCUAUGUGAGCCAGUGCGCAGUCAAGAACCGUGGAGGAAACUGUGCCGGACGACGUCGUGGUCGAUACGUGGCCAAGGAUGAUGACUAUGAUAUAAAUCCGACCUCCAAGGAUCCGCUCGGAAGGACUCUUACGAUCCUCCCUUGGAAAUCCUCGCUUGAUCUCAUGAGAGAGAAGAUGGCAUUCUCGAUGGGACCCGCGUGGAGGAUAUCGCGUCGGUGAUUUCGAUCGGCAGCGAGGAUCCAGCUCUCUUGAAGAGAGAUCAGUAAUCAGGGAGCAUGAAGGUGUGAUUGUAAAGGUAGUUUUCGACGGGGGAAGCAAAUGGAGAUAAGAGGAGAAGUAGCGGAGGUAUUUUGACAGCCUCGGCACUUGUCCCGGGAAUGCUUCGAAUGCCUGUGCCGGUACUCCUCGGUAGCUGGGGCUGGGGAUUUUUCGCCAUAUUCCUCCUGCUUCUGGCCACCCCCAGUCCCGCUGCCAUUCGCAGAGCGGACCGAGGCCACUGCAAUAAAACGGUGGAUAUCUAUGAAGAUGUGUCGAGUCCGGCGGUGACCCCAGCGAAUUGGGGUAAGCCCCUCUCUUGCUGGUACCGCUUCCGUGCCUUUCGCGGGACGCCCCGGGACUGGAUUCUGCGAGUACGCUUCAAGAAGUUUAAGGUCGGGGUGCUGGAAAACGCCACCACGUGCAGCGGCGGUUAUCUGCAGAUCAUAGACGGCAAUACAAAGACCGAGGUGAGCAAUCGCAAGGACCCGGGCGUUUACUGCGGCGAGUCCGAACAACCGCAGACCUUCAUUAGCGAGACCAGCUUUGUACGAGUGAUCUUUCACGCGGACAACUUUACCGAUCAGACGUACUUUAGCUUCGAUUCCCGCGCCGAACAACAGUUCGAGGUGUAUCUGAGAUAUGGUCAGCAUCCCGAGCUCUAUCCGAACCGUCGCGGCGAGAUCGUGCCUGGCAGCUACUGCGAGCGCGUGUUCAAGGACUGCCGAUUGCAGACAUGCUAUGUACAGAGCCCGGCUUACCCGGGCAUCUAUCCCCGCGCAUUGCACUGCAAGUAUCGUUUAAACACCCGGCUACCCUUUAUCAAACUCUAUAUUGAGAACGAGGAGUUUAAUAUCGAUGGUCAGCGAUGCGAGAACAUCAUGACGUGCCCGAUGCGACCGAUCAGCUCCGGCUCGGAACAUUGCCCGUACGAUUACAUACGCGUAUAUGACGGUAAGAACGAGAGUAGCCCGGUGAUCGGUACCUUCUGCGGCAUGGGCAAGUUCCCGUACAGUAUUAUCGGCACCAGCGAAGACCUGUACGUGGAGUUUGUGUCUUCGCCGGCCGGUCCACUGCUCAACACCGGCUUUCACUUUAACGUGGGUAACUGGCCAGGUCACGUGGAGACCGCUGGCGUGAAGAAUGGCAGUUGCGACUGGUUAUUAAACAGCGAGUCCCUCGUCAGUGGUAACGAAGGUAUUUUCCUGUCGGUCGCGCAUUGGUAUCCGCCGCACACCAGCUGCACUUACUUGUUACGCGGACGACCCGGUGAGAUCGCCCGCCUCUACUUUCCCAGCUUCCGGGUGAAUCGAAUCGAGUCGCCGAUCCAGCCGUACGAUGGUGACUGCGGCGAGAGCUUGACGCUCUACGAUGCCGACUGGCCAGACGACGCGCGUAUCAUCAAAACUUUCUGCGACACGUUCAGCAAACCGAUGGAGAAGCACGAUUUCGUGUCGACGUCGAACGCGCUGUUUGUGCGAUUCGAGAGCAAGACCGGAAGCUACUCCGGUAGCUCGCUCUACUACUGGGCCCAUUACGACUUCUUCAACGCUACGAGAUUCGGCGAGCCCGUAACUGGCACCGAGUGCGACGAGAUCUUUGCCUCGUGGAAGUCGCGAUCGGGUCGAUUGCGAUCGCCUCUGAACACUCUAGUUUACAAGAGACCCGGUGACCCACCCGCCGAUUUAUCUUGCACCUACAGCUUCGUCACCGACAAGCGAUUGUACGCGAGAGUAAUCCUCGUUAUUGAAUCAAUCAACUUCAAGGAACACCCGUAUGCCCAGUGUGGCCACUGCUGGGACAGCCGGGUGGAUCGCGUGAUAAUUCGAGAGCCGAUUCCCGAUAGUAUCAAAGGCCACUGUCUUUGUCGUUCCAACAACAACGGUACUCCGGCGCCAACGACUUCACCGCCUGCCCCUCGGCCGCCUAUUCUUCGAGUAGUCUCCCGAGGCGAGAGACUGGACCUGAAACUUCUCGUAGACGGUACUCACGCGGCCUCGAGCUAUUUCAAGUGGCCCGCGCCACUCUUCGAGGCGAGAUACGAGUUCGCGCACAGUCCUUUAUGCGGACCGGCCCUUCUACCGGCCAGUACCGAUGGUGAAAUCGAGUUUCCGCAUUACGAAGCUUUGGGGUACGUUACGCCACCCCGGUCGAUCAAGUGUAUCUGGGAGUUACGGGUGAACCGCGAACGCGAUCUCUGGCUACACUUUGACAAGAUCAAAUUCGCGUCGCGCUCCUGCGAGGACGGCAAGCUCGAGAUCUUCCUUCCGGGCAACAUCGAGCCGUAUCUCGGCAUCUGUGGCGAGAACGUCAGCUAUGUCAGAGAGAUGCCGAUUAUAUCUGCGGCGCAGAUCGCACCGUCGUCGACGGAUCAUCUGGCACCUGCGGCCGCCGACGGCGGCGAGGAAUCUCCCGCUGUCAUCGUGCAAUUCACCGGAUCUUUGGCACCCGCCAGGGUGGCCUUCAAGAUCGCCUGGACCGAGCUCUAUCAUCUGCCCCGGGACGGUUCCGGAGCCCUCAACACCGGCAAAGUCCACGAGGACUGCGGUUUCCAGUGUCCCGGCGACGCGGGAUGCAUCCCGACGAGAUUAUUGUGUAAUGGCGUGGUCAAUUGUCCCAGUCGUGGAUUGCCUAUACCUUUGGGUAUCCUGAAUGGCACUCUCUACGAGCCGGAUGAUGAAUCGGUGGAGACGUGCGGGGGACCCAUUAAUGGCAACGGUGGCGGUUUUGCCGGACCCGCCGGCUGGGCCGGUGCUGGUCUAGGUGCCGGUCUGGCCAUUCUCUUGGGUCUGGCGUGUUUCAUCGCCAUGUGCAGGCUUUGCAGAAGACGAUCGCGCUCCAGGGACAUACAUGUGCCCUACUGAAAUUCUCUGGACGCGAUCGACCCUCUGCAAGUAUUCACGCACGAUCAAGAAGAACAUAGAAGUCGUAUUCAUAGUCGUUUCUCAAGGAAUCAAUCUUUCUCGCUCUUUUAUACAUGUACGUACAUGUUUGUAUACGCGUAAGUGUAUAAAUGAGAAGAAAGAGAUCUUUAUUUCUCUCUUCGAGAAGCGAAAAUGAAUAAAUAAGAACGAUAAGAGACAUCUGCGUGACGUCUUAAGUUUUUAGACAUCGCUUAGACGUCUUUGAGGAGAUUGCAUUAACACUCUUUCGAUAUAUAACUAACUUCAGUUCACUCAACUCUUUCGAUAUAUAACUAACUUCAGUUCAGUCGACUCUUUCGAUAUAUAGCUAACUUCAGUUGAAUCGACUCUGUCGAUAUAUAACUAACUUUAGUUAUAAAUACAUUCUUUUCCAACAUUAUUGUAGGUAAGACUGUAAUCUCUCGAGAGAAAUAACAAAUUUAUAAGAAAAUCCAAGCUUAUUCAAGUUGAUGCAAUCAUGUCUUCUAGGCUUCUAUAUUUUUCAGGAGACGAAUUACGAAACAUUCUCUUUUUCCACAUUUGCCGAGGUAAGAGAGAGAGAGAGAGAAAGAGAGAGAGAGAGAGAGAGAGAGAGAAAGAGAAAGAGAGAGAGAGAGAGACGUUUUCCAAAUUCCAACGACAAAUCCGACAUUACGCUUACGAGUAAUCUUUCCAAUGUGAUGCUUCCGGAUUUAACAAACAUCGAGUUUGCUCAUUAAUCGCGAAAGAUUGAAUCUUAUCGUUCUAUUGAGGUGGCCGUGUAUUACUGUCAGCGUGACGCUCACCGAUCGCCCAACCCCCACGUCCGUCACAUCAUCAAUCUUCUAUUUACACGUUUCGCGGAACUAAUGGUCCAUACAAUAUCCUUCCCCACAGACACGACCAAGUUCUAACCGAAAGCCGUAUUUGCCACUACCGCAUUGUAUUCAUCGUAUUAUCAUCGCGUCUUCUUUAUACACUGCCAUAGACGUAAAACUUCAUAUGUAGUCCUCGUCUCUCGAUCGUUCCCAUAGAAUCACUCGCGCGAGAGAAAUCGUAGAUUCGUGACAAUCGGAUUAUCGCUGAAGUACGGAUGGCGAUAUCUUUCUUUUAUUUCUAGCGAUAUAGAGCGAUAUCUAUGGGAUACAAAUAGAAAUGUCGAACGACACGAAUUGCAUUUGUACCAUCUCGUGUGUUCCUUUAAUCUUUAAAACAUUGUUAUCGGCGAUACGAAUUGAAGAAUAAUGACUUUAAAAAUUAGAAGUUUUAUAUUAAAUUAGGUUAAGUUUAAACGACUGCAAUUACUUUUCAACGUCAAACGAUAAUUAAUAUAAUUAUACGAUAUAAUACAUCAAUUUUUAUAAUUAAUUAAUUACGUAUUAUAUUAUAUUAUAUAUUUUUUUAAAUUAAGUUUCAUUUGUCAGAAGGGAUUGCUAUUUUCUAGAAAAUCGUAAAGGCGACGUGGACUUUUAUUUUCUCUCGUCGUCGCUCGCGCAAACGCAAAUCAGCGAACCGAUCGUCGUAGAUUUCGACUUGGAGAUGUAGUCCUUAGCGGUUGCUCAAAGUUGUCCUGCUUCGUGAAUUCUCGAGAGAGAGAGAGAGAGAGAAACACAACUCCCUCCCGUCGCGCGCGCAAACAAGAUAGAAUUAAAUUGACUCGAAAUACAGAGGAGAAACGGCGGGAAUGACGGGAAUCGAUAUAAUACAUCGGAGAUUGUGUGACUUUUGACGGGUCGCGACACGCCUUGUCGAUUUAACAUCUUGAGGUUCGGCGAUUGUAAUCAGUAUAAUAUAAUACAACUGUUGUG